This is a messenger RNA of Symbiodinium sp. CCMP2456, 456 nucleotides long. The record is from the annotation of a GenBank genome assembly. Lineage: Eukaryota; Dinophyceae; Suessiales; Symbiodiniaceae.
AUGUGCACAGACGCUGGCAACCGAAGAUUUCUCCUCAUCCCUAGCUAUAGGUAUUAUGGCAGGCUCUUCCGGCAGAGUGCAUUUCCAGGAGGUGGCCUGGGCCUAACGCCUGCUGUGCAAGGCCGCAGGUUCCUCACAUGUUCGAGACUGAUCCUAAAGCCUCCAAAGCAAUAUGUUGCCAAGAGUGGCCGACUUGGUGCCACUGCGAGACAGACCCUGCUUGGGCGCAGAGUGCGCAUGUACAGGCCUGAGAGUCAUGGCUUCAGAAGCGUGGCCCGGGCUUUGGGACUCCGUGCCUGCAGGAGCUUCUUCUUUCCUGCCAGCAGGCCAUCGAAAACGACAGCAGAUCGCCUGCUGAAGAAGGAAGUCUUGCGUUUCUUCAUGCCAUCAGCGUACACUGCUGGUCUCCUAGAUGGGUUCUGUAACAAGGGGAGUCUGCAACUCUGUAUCCACUAA